Molecule: messenger RNA, 3188 nt
Organism: Cylicocyclus nassatus
Lineage: Eukaryota; Metazoa; Nematoda; Chromadorea; Rhabditida; Strongylidae
Source: the annotation of a GenBank genome assembly
UUUUUAGGCAGGAAACUGAGCGGAAUACGGAGAUUUGUGGGUGUGGUGCCCAUAGCGCGGGACACAUCAUUUUGUAGUUUAUUUUGCCGUUUCAUCCUGCCAUCCGUUUAGAAUGGACCCUUCCGAUACUCGAAAAAGGAACAUGGAAAAACGUCGCGAAACAUCUAGAUAUGCUGCUCGAGAUCGACGAGGAAAGGAAUCAGAAAUAUUCAGUGAUCUCCGUGCAGUCGUACCCAUCGUCGACGAAGGUAGCGUCACCCAUUUAGAUAGGAUAGCUGUGCUAAGGGUCAGUUCCGCAUGGUGUCGGAUAAGGAAAACAGCACCGAACGUGCUGAAACCGUCACUGGUGGGCCCUGAAGUCACUAAAAUAGGCCAGGAGCUUUGGUGUGAGGACACGAUUACAGAGGCUUUGGAUGGCUUUAUAAUCAUUGCCGACAGCGAUGGUACCAUUCUAUGCGUCACUGAGAGUGUGUGCCUGUACCUGGGUUUGAGUCAGACCGACCUGGUUGGUCGAGGACUCAAGGAGUUUCUGCACCCGAAUGACUACGCUGAGUACGUGGAAGCUACGAAUGCGCUCGGUGCUGUUCUCGUCGAGCAUCCUGAUGUUUCCAAAUCUCCUGAAAAUGGGUUGUAUGCUGAGCUGCGAAUGAAAACCGUCAUCACUCAACGCGGACGUAAUCUCAACCUAAAGAGCGCGCUCUACAAGCCGAUCUCAUUCAUCCUGCGGGCAGAACGCUCCCUGGGUGGCCAUGUCGUUCGUAUGCAUGCAUCAUCCGAACCGGCUGGACAAGGUUCCGUCAAUGCUCAUGCUACUGCUCUCACAAAGUACGCGGACACGCCAACGGGUUCUUUCAUGACACGCCACACUUCAGACAUGCGGAUAUCGUAUGUUCAUGAUCGCCUCAACUACAUCUUAAGGAAUGAAUUAAAAACACUCAUGGGCGCAAGCUUCUUUGAGUUGAUCGACCCUAGCGAUUUGUUAUCUUUCCGCGAGUCGAUGAAAGUGCUUUUCGCGAAGGGUCAUGUACGCACUCCUCUAUAUCGCUUAUUGGCGGCGAAUAAUGCUGUAGUUUGGGUCACAACCGAAGCGUCGACUGUCAAUCACACAUCUAAAGGUCAAAGAGCUCAAUAUGUGAUUUGCGUACACCAUAUUGCAGGGAUCAAAAGCGCUAUCGAAGAUGCCACCUCAGUGCCCGAAGGAAUACCAGCUGGCAUUGCUGUUCAAAUCAAAAAAGAAGUGGAUGAUACGAGAGACUAUAUGGGUCGUCAACCACAUGUGGACGCCAGCGGUGCUACUGACUUCCAAAUGCAGCCGUUCAGUGGACGAGAAGAUUUUAGCGUAAUGACUCGGCUCCUAUCGUUUGGAGAUGCAGAAGCUAGCAAAGCAAGCACCAUUGAAGGAUGUGGUGAGAUCCGCAGCCGGGCGUAUUCGGAUACAUUUUUUCGCAGCCAGUCAGAAUGCGCAUCACAAAGCUUUGGGCAGCUUGAAAGACACUCUCCGCCUAGCGACCCCUCUUUGGCCGCGACGCGUGUCGUGGCUACACCGUCUUGUAGCCCCACCGAUGAGGGCUCUCCCGCAGGUACUCUCGCCCGAGGAGGUGGAGCAGGAUCUUCGUGUUCCCCUCUGGCUGAGGGCGUCUCGCAAUGCGGCUUGUAUAGUCCGCCCUCGUCAGCACGAUCAAGCCUCACUGGAAAACAUGAUCGACAUCUGGGCAGCAGUCAGCCCGCCCCUCGCCCACGAAGCCUUUCCACCGUUUCAGCACCAAAUGCUGUCGCACUGUCGUCAAAUCUGCUCACUGGAACACGCGAUGACACCUCAAGUCUGCUCUCCUCUUUGUCUGCUGCCAUUGCUAGGUCCUCCACCCACGGAAGUCUGCCAACAAUGACUGUUUAUCCCUCCGCCACCGCCCAUAGUACCCCUACCUUUGAAGAUAUACCGUUUGAAGAGCCAAACCUCGAUUCAAUUGCUGUUCGCGCUCCCUAUGUUUCUCGAAAUGGUGCUUAUGAUAAUCUUGGGACUUCACUGGAAGGUACGACGUUUGGCGUUGACGAGCUUAGUACCGUGGAUCUUUCAAAUGAAGAUUUCAACAGCAUGUUUGAACAAGUAAUUGCUCAGUCACGUCCAUCUGCUGGUCGCGCUGUCUUGGGCAACACCUCAUCCGACUCUUACAUGCAUAACUACGCAAUGGCUGGUCCAAUGAUCAGUGGCGCAGGUGUGUCAAAUCGCUCAAGAUCACCUCCUUUGAAACGACCAGUCGUUACCUCAGUGUACGAGGAAAAUGAGCUGAAACCUUUAUCAAUGGGUGCCGGGGUGUACUGCGGUUCCACUUUAUAUUGGCCAGCCGAAAAUAUGUGGUCAGACCAGCAGAGAGUGUUCCAACAACAAUAUGGUGCAGGUGUAUCGCGCCAGGUAUAGUAGUCGUAGCCAGUGAAGUUAUCCCUCCUCACCUCUAGUCACAACACUUGUAUUCGUCCGUCUCAAGGCUAGAUUAGCGUUUAGUGUAGUUAGUGGUGGAUUGUCUAGCCAUCGCCUAGUUCGGAUAUGUUGUAACUGCCGCGUUUUUGUCUCGAUUCUUAUGUUACCUGCUCUACGUCAUGUUUGUGUCUCUUGGACGAAAUCAUGCCUAUUCAUGUCAUUCGAGAUGAUAUAUUGUUGUUUAUUGUUUUUUCUUUGCUCUGGCAUUUCUAUGUUACCGAUGAUUUUGUAACUGUUUUACCCAGACUUCCUCAUUUAAUGCUCGUUUUGAACGAGUUCCAAACUUUCUGACUCCUCUUUUUUUUUACUCUCAAUGUUUCCUCCUUUCUUUGCAGUAGUCGGGCAUUUACAUCUGUACCUAUGAGUAAUGUUCUGUUUUCUCUAUCAACGAUUCGUCUUUGUUUGCCUCAGAACUGGGUUUUUUUAGCACCAGUUGUUAUUAACUUUCUCCAAAACUCGCCUUCUCACUGAAAUUAAGUAUUAAUCCGUAAACUGCAACAACAGCUAAUCUUGAGCAUCGAAAGGUCUUGCCCGGCUGCAUCGGUGUUGUCAAUGCAUAUCGAUAACUUUCAUCUAAAUUUGUUGUUCAUUUGUACAACUAGACCCCGAUUCAUUGCUAAGCGUGUACAAAUAUCUUUGUGAUGUUUUGUAACGAUGAUCUUCUUUUAGUGUUUGGUAGAUUGUUUUAAGUUGAUAAAUUUAGAUACGCUAA